CUUAUGGAGUGUCAUAAGUGGAUUAGAGGAUUUUUGAAAUGAUGAAUAGUCGAUUACUCUGAUAAAAGGCCGGAAUAUAAGUAUGUGCGCUGGAAUGGUGAAAUAUCACAACUUUCAAAAUGAAGUUGAUACUCAUCGGAUUUUUUCUCAUUGCACUUGUAAAUGCAGAAUUACGCGUAGGCUUUAAUUUACCGCCACUAUCUGGACGAAUUGUGGGUGGUUCUGAAGCAUCCAAGGGACAGUUUCCACAUCAAGUGUCAUUACAAUGGGGCAUGCCGCCUUUGAUUAAAAAUAAACACUUUUGCGGAGGAUCAAUUAUUAACGAAUUGUGGAUUCUUACUGCCGGUCAUUGUAUCCUGGCAGUUCCCAGUUAUGGUCAAUUUACUAUAAAAGCCGGUAAACAUUCCCUCAGUUCAACAGAAACUACAGAACAAUCGAUUCAAGCGUUAAAAUCAAUAGUUCAUGAAAAAUACAAGGGUGGUGUCAAUCCUUACGACAUUGCUCUAAUAAAACUGAAAAAACCUUUAACUCUAAAUAAAGCGGUGAAUAUUAUCAAACUUCCAAAACAAGGCUCUGAACAUACCGGUAAAGUAAUUUUAUCCGGUUGGGGAUCAACUUCAACUAUUAACAAUGCAAUAAUGCCUGACACUUUGCAAACAGUAAAACUUCCAUUGGUUGACUUAAGAACUUGCAAAAGUGCCAUUGAAUCUCUUACUGGACCAUCCCCUCUUCAUGAGACAAACGUUUGCACUGGACCCUUGACAGGAGGAACUUCUGCUUGUAGCGGAGAUUCUGGUGGUCCAUUAAUAUCAAACAUCACACCAGGAAGCUCUGAAGUUAUUGGUGUUGUUUCAUGGGGAAUUAUUCCUUGCGGUUCUGUUGGAGCCCCCUCAGUUUAUACCAAAGUUGCGUCUUACGUGGAUUGGAUAAAAAAUACUAUUGAUAGUAAUUCAUGACUUUUAUACUUUUAGUUAUUAUAUUUUCUAUUUUAUAAAACUUGUAAUAAAAAUUUAAUACAAAAAUA
Molecule: messenger RNA, 1024 nt
Organism: Leptopilina boulardi
Lineage: Eukaryota; Metazoa; Arthropoda; Insecta; Hymenoptera; Figitidae
Product: trypsin-like
Exons: 4
Coding region: 120-956 (278 amino acids)
Biological process (GO): proteolysis
Molecular function (GO): serine-type endopeptidase activity
Source: RefSeq, a predicted model, not a curated record